AUGGCGACUAGAAAAGUCCAGCAACAGACAAGGCAAUCAUCUUCCCCCUUCUGGAAAGCCAGAUCGGUGUCGCAGAACUACGAAAGGACUCCCAAUUCACCUGAUCAAAGUCUUAUCGUCGGCGCUUCCUACUCUCACGCCAACAUCCCGAAUGGAUUGUCCCAGCACACCCGGCCGCGAACGCCUCCUCGUUCGUCCCCCAAUAAUUCCUCACACGCAUCACCGUCUACUCGGCGGCCCGGGAUAUGGGUCGCGUCACCGCGCGCGUCGUACUCCGGAAUCAUGAAUCAAGAGCUCGGACCGUGGGAUCACGGUAAUCCUGCGGGGAAGAUAGGGGAUGAUGAUGAUGACGACGUGGGGGAGGAUAUCGUUUUUGAUGACGACGAGGAUGAGUUUGGACUUCCAAGCAUAGCAAGCAUGCGGAAGAGGCAGGGUCGCCAAGCUGAUGUUUCGCGAUUCAAACCUGUUGAGACACCAACAUUCAAGUCCGACAGCAGGCCAUCAACUCUCGACGUGAAUUUACCGAACAAUCGACAACGAGCCAACAGCUCUGAUAUUGCUGAGGAACGUGACAUCCCUUUAUACCCAACAGCUCGAAAAAGCGACGGCAAGAUUUUACGACCGCAGUAUAAAGACAUAUUGAAAGAUCCGGCAAACGCAUUGAACCUCAUCAACCAUGUUGCUCCUCCAAAAGGUGCCUCGUCGAAAGAUAUGGAUGCAUACACAAGCCGCAUAUCAAGGAUUAAUAAAUUUAAGCGCCUUUUACAAGCAAGCACUGUGCCUCUCCAAGAGUUACGAAAUCUCGCUUGGUCCGGCGUCCCGGACGAAGUACGAGCCAUGACUUGGCAACUACUCCUGGGUUACCUUCCCACAAACAGCGAGCGGCGAAUUGCGACUCUCGAGCGAAAACGAAAGGAAUAUUUGGACGGGGUCCGGCAAGCUUUCGAGCGCAGUAACGCAGCGACCACUAGGGAAAAUUCUCGGUCUACGGAUACCGGACGUGGUCGAGGUCUGGACGAAGCAAUAUGGCACCAAAUAAGCAUCGAUGUUCCGCGCACAAGCCCGCAUAUUCAGCUUUAUAGUUAUGAAGCUACACAACGGUCAUUAGAAAGGAUAUUAUAUGUUUGGGCUAUCCGACACCCGGCCAGCGGUUAUGUUCAAGGUAUAAACGACCUUGUCACACCACUUUUUCAAGUCUUUCUCGGUGUUUAUGUUACCGAUUUGAACGUUGAAGAAGGAAUGGACCCUGGCCAGCUUCCUCGAAGUGUUCUGGAUGCGGUAGAAGCCGAUUCAUUCUGGUGCCUGACGAAACUACUGGACGGAAUUCAAGACAACUAUAUCUAUGCUCAGCCGGGCAUUCACAGGCAAGUGAGAGCCUUGCGCGACUUGACGAUGCGUAUUGACGCAACCCUCGCAAAACACCUCGAGCAGGAGGGGGUGGAAUUCAUGCAAUUCAGUUUUCGAUGGAUGAACUGUCUGCUCAUGCGGGAAAUGAGCGUACGAAACACGAUAAGGAUGUGGGAUACAUACAUGGCCGAAGAACAGGGCUUCUCACGAUUUCAUCUGAAAUAA
Molecule: messenger RNA, 1572 nt
Organism: Aspergillus nidulans FGSC A4
Lineage: Eukaryota; Fungi; Ascomycota; Eurotiomycetes; Eurotiales; Aspergillaceae
Product: GTPase-activating protein GYP1
Exons: 6
Coding region: 1-1572 (523 amino acids)
Source: RefSeq, a predicted model, not a curated record